Ustilaginoidea virens is the source of this 1818-nucleotide messenger RNA. RefSeq lists its product as uncharacterized. Bases 1 to 1818 code for a protein of 605 amino acids. The transcript is spliced from 4 exons. Gene Ontology annotation, cellular component: endoplasmic reticulum membrane. Lineage: Eukaryota; Fungi; Ascomycota; Sordariomycetes; Hypocreales; Clavicipitaceae. Gene Ontology annotation, biological process: protein N-linked glycosylation. Gene Ontology annotation, molecular function: alpha-1,2-mannosyltransferase activity. The record is from RefSeq and is a predicted model, not a curated record.
AUGGCUCCAUCCACGCCACAACCACAAGCCCAGCGACAUCAGUAUGAGCAUCCGACCUCGAGCCAUGCCAAAAAGAGGCGCAAAGGGCCGCUGCCAAUCGAGCCCAUCACGGCGUUUUACAUCUUCUUCGCGGCGGGAAUCGUCGCUGCGCUGUUUGCCCCGAUCCAGGACUGUGACGAGACGUUCAAUUACUGGGAACCAGCCCACUACCUGUCUCAUGGAUAUGGCCUGCAGACAUGGGAGUACUCGCCCGACUACGCCAUCCGAAGCUGGCUGUACGUCGGUCUUCACGCCCUGGUGGCCAACAUCCGCCGCUUGCUACCCCAAUCUUCCAAGGUGUCCGAGCUUUACUUUGUUCGCUACGGCCUGGCCUUUGUGUGCGCCGUCUGUCAAACCGUGUUUUUCAAAGCCAUUGGCCUGACCAUGAACGGGAGAAUCGCCAUGUUCUUCUUGAUCGUCACCGUCGUCAGCCCUGGAAACUUUCACGCCAGCGCGUCUUUCCUGCCCUCGAGCUUCGCCAUGUACAUGUGCAUGCUCGGCGCGGCUUCGUUCAUGAACUGGCGCGGGGGCAUCAAGACUGCCCACGGUAUUUUCUGGUUCGCUGUCGCAGGCAUCCUCGGGUGGCCUUUUGCUUCGGCUCUCUCCGCGCCCUACCUACUGGAGGAACUGCUUCUCGUCUUCUUCGGUGACAAGGACGCUCUUAUCGAGGCCAUUGUUCGCUCCUUCCGGGGUGUCGUUGCGGCCUUGAUAGUUUUGCUGUUCGACUUUUUCAUCAACCUCUUCUUCUAUAAGAAAGCUGCUGUUGUGAGCUGGAACAUUGUCAGGUACAACGUCUUUUCAUCAACUGGCGGCCCAGACUUGUAUGGCACCGAACCAUGGACCUUCUACUUUAAGAACCUGGCGCUCAACUUCAACAUCUGCUUCGUUCUGGCGCUUCUGGUGCUGCCGUUGUUUCUACUCCAGAAGCUCCUUGCGCCAUCCGGACACGGCUUCCAGUCUGGAUUGCGGACUGUGGUGUUUGUAGCGCCCUUUUACAUGUGGCUGGCAAUCUUCACUUGGCAGCCCCAUAAAGAGGAGCGGUUCAUGUAUCCGGUUUAUCCAUUUCUUGCCUUGAACGCAGCCAUAUCCCUUCACAUGGUCCUGGCCGCGCUCGGAAGCGCGGAUCCAAAGACUCUUGCCGGCAAAAUCCCUGCUCGACUCAAGCUCCUGGGCGUCAGCGUUGCCGCGCUCCUGGCUCUGGACAUUAGCCUCGCCAGAGUGCUCGGCGUCUACUCUGCUUACUCGGCCCCCCUGCGGGUGUAUUCGAAGCUGUGGCCCUCGGGUAACGGCCAGCCCGGCCUGGGACGUCAAGAGGACCUCGUCUGCUUCGGCAAGGAGUGGCACCGCUUCCCGUCGUCGCACUUCCUGCCCAAGAACAUGCACGCCAAGUUUGUGCGGUCCGAGUUCAGGGGCCUGCUGCCGGGGGAGUUUUCCGAGGCCAGGACCGGGUUCGGCUUCUGGAGCGGCACGUGGCUGCCUACCAGUGGACUAAACGACGCAAACGUAGAGGAUCCCGGAAAAUAUGUCGACGUCAGGGCGUGCGCGUUCCUCGUCGACACCCAGUAUCCUCUGCGGCGCGACCCGCCGCCUCCCAACGAGCCCGAUUACAUAUCCGACAAGGACGCGUGGGAGAUUGUCCAGUGUGAGCCGUUCCUGGAUGCGGCCAAGACCCAUGUCCUCGCGAGGACCCUUUGGGUUCCCGAGCUGGCCUGGAUACCUGACAGGUUUAGAAGAAAAUGGGGUCGUCAUUGCUUACUCCAGCGGAAGAAGGCUGAGUAG